Molecule: messenger RNA, 540 nt
Organism: Colletotrichum graminicola M1.001
Lineage: Eukaryota; Fungi; Ascomycota; Sordariomycetes; Glomerellales; Glomerellaceae
Product: acetyltransferase
Exons: 1
Coding region: 1-540 (179 amino acids)
Biological process (GO): protein acetylation
Molecular function (GO): N-acetyltransferase activity
Source: RefSeq, a predicted model, not a curated record
AUGUUCGAGGCUAACGCGCCGCGGGAAGACGUUCCCAUCAUCCUGAGCCUCAUCAGAGAGCUCGCCGAAUACGAGCGUGAGCUCGACAGCGUCCAGGCGACGGAGGAGUCCCUCGCCAAUACCAUCGCCUUCGCCCCCUCCGACCAGACCUCCUACACGCCGGGCCACCCGCAGACCGAACCCACGGCGCCGGGCCGGCCGGCGCGGUGCCUGCUUGUCUUCAACGAGGCCGGCGAGGGCGUCGGCAUGGCCCUGUACUUUUACAACUACAGCACCUGGCGCGCCAAGCCGGGCGUCUACCUCGAGGACCUCUACGUACGCCCGUCGGAGCGCAAGAAGGGCCACGGCAAGCGGCUGCUCGUCGAGCUGGCCAAGGAGGUCGUCGCCAUGGGCGGCGGCCGGCUCGAGUGGGUCGUGCUCAAGUGGAACGAGCCGAGCAUCAAAUUCUACGAGUCCAUCGGCGCCAAGGCCAUGGACGACUGGGUGGGCAUGCGCGUCGACGGCGACGCCCUGCCGAAGCUGACGGGGUUGCUUGGGUGA